GGCGGGACCCCGUGGAUGGAUGACUGGAGUUUCCCUUGCGGGCUGAAGAUUAAUGGAAGGGGUCUGUUGAUCUUAGGAAUCGACUAUCAGAUGGUCGGUCCCAAGGAACCGUUGCACUUGAUGCUGGUUUAGGAACGAAUGGAGAGAGAUCCAUUUGAAAUUAGUUACAGCGGAGAAAAAUACUAACCUGGACGGCACUUUUUUAUUAUCCAGGUCUCAACUGGAAAGGCCUGCAUACACAGAGAUAGCACCUGGUUAGUUCAGGCCAGGAUAAGACUGCGAGGGACGCUAAAAGCUAACGCUAGCUUGUUCGUCAACGUUAGACCGAAACCGCUCUCGACGACCCGUCUAAUGGUUCGGGCCGGAUUUGGGGUAAACCACGUCGCGUCUGGAAAUAAAGGACAACCGACUGACGUCUCGAGUUACUGUGAUUCGCUUGGAAAUCGACAGGCUAACGCCACAAAGCUAACAGCUACUGUCCAUCUCUGCUAGAGUUAGCUAGCGUGCUAGCUUAGCUAACCUUAAGCCUUAUUAUUGGCUGCAGGCUUGUACAUACACUCGCUUGGUUGUUGAACUCCUCCUAGGAGGGGCAUUUUGAGGAAACUUAUUCACACACGGAUGUUAAUAAUGGUAGCUAGUAGCUAGCUGUCAGCUUCAUUGAGCCCAGCAACUGCGUUAGCGGUGUAGCACCACUCGUCGACUUGUAGAGGAAUAAAGAACCUUAAUUCUGAGCCAAGGGACUCCACCAUCAGCCUGCUAACAUGGGCAACACGCCCACCGCAAAGAAGGGCAAUGAGAUGGAGAGCGUGAAGGAGUUUCUUGCCAAAGCCAAAGAAGAUUUCCUAAAGAAAUGGGAGAAUCCAGCACAGCAAACUGCGGCGUUGGACCACUUUGAGCGUUUGAAGACCUUGGGCACUGGUUCGUUCGGCCGAGUCAUGCUGGUUAAACACAAAGAGUCGGGUCAACAUUUUGCCAUGAAAAUACUUGACAAACAGAAGGUGGUGAAGCUGAAGCAGAUAGAACACACGCUGAACGAGAAACGCAUCCUGCAGGCAGUCAGCUUUCCCUUUCUGGUGCGACUGGAGCACUCUUUUAAGGACAACAGUAAUCUCUAUAUGAUAAUGGAGUAUGUACCCGGCGGCGAAAUGUUCUCCCACUUGAGGAGAAUCGGUCGAUUCAGCGAACCACACGCCCGCUUCUACGCAGCCCAGAUUGUACUCACCUUCGAAUACCUUCACUCGCUGGAUCUCAUCUACCGAGAUCUUAAGCCGGAGAACUUGCUCAUCGACCAGCAGGGCUACAUACAGGUAACAGAUUUUGGAUUCGCGAAAAGGGUGAAGGGUCGGACCUGGACGCUUUGUGGCACCCCCGAGUACCUGGCGCCAGAGAUCAUCCUCAGUAAGGGUUACAAUAAAGCAGUGGACUGGUGGGCUCUGGGAGUUCUGAUUUAUGAGAUGGCCGCCGGUUACCCCCCCUUCUUUGCUGACCAGCCUAUUCAGAUUUACGAGAAGAUUGUAUCAGGGAAGGUUCGCUUUCCCUCCCACUUCAGCUCAGACCUGAAGGAUCUGUUGAGAAAUUUGCUGCAGGUGGACCUGACCAAGCGCUUUGGUAACCUCAGGAACGGAGUCAACGAUAUCAAGGGCCACAAGUGGUUCGCCACCACCGAUUGGAUCGCCAUCUACCAGAGGAAGGUGGAAGCUCCCUUUAUUCCUAAGUGCAAAGGCCCCGGUGACACGAGCAACUUUGACGACUACGAGGAAGAGGAAAUCCGAGUCUCCUUCACAGAGAAGUGUGCAAAGGAGUUUGCCGAGUUCUAGAUUCCCACCAUGAGUAGCGGGCAGGAGAGAGAGAGAGAGAGAGACAGGGCUAUAGAAAGUUAAAGGAAGCGCUAGGAUGGACUGCUAUCUUGCUUAUUUGUAAUGACGACAACAAUGUAACCCCCCCCCCUCUGUGGAAAGGUAGGCAAAAUGGAGACAGAACCAGCAGUGUUGCAUUUUCUGAUUGUUACCGAUCCCUUUUUAUUUCACCGUCCUGCUUGUGACGGGCUGGAGGAGAGCAGGCGCAGGUUGUGGCUGUCUGGCUCUACUUGUAUCUUUCCGAUGGUGUAAUGACAUGCUUUCAGUCUUUGCAGGUUGAGGCAUUGAUUUUCUGUUACGGUACUGAAUCUCCUAGGCUUUUUUUUUCUUUCCUCCUUUCUUUUCCCCCGGAGCGGGCCCUCUCCACAGGCUCCUCAAUGAGUGGUUGUCGUAUCUCGUCACCGCCCUCCCAUCGCUCCAUCCUGAAUCUGUCCAAGCAAUACCAAGUCCAACAGGUGUGCCGAUCAAAAUGCCAACUGGUUGGAAAACUGUGUCAAAAGCAUUGGUGCAGAGCUGUGGCGACGGCGGCACCAGCCCUUGUGCCCGUUUGGUUUGAAGCUUGAAAACUCUCUGCGACUGCCUUUUGUCUGCUAAAUGUGGCAUGCUUACUGGGUAGAUGAUGCUCUCACUGCGGCUGAAGCAGUGGUGACCUCUUGAAUCCGAGUGAACGUGAAUUAUCACAGUAAAUUUCACCCACGUCUUGCUCCUUUUUUCUGCGACCUGUGAGGAAUGGUAAACCGGAGGUUUGCAUUUAAGUCUGUCUUUCUCUUGGCUGAAUUUAUUAAGGCAUUUUAAGAAUCCUAUUGGUGAUCAUUUCGUCCUCUUUAUGUCAUCUCUGUGCUUGUGUGUUAUUUAGUGCUCAUGGGUGGGUUAAAAAGCUGUGGUUUAGCAGCAACUAACAUGUGGUCACACUCCUGACUAUUGUUUAUUUAAUAAAUAAAGAUCUAUAUAUGUAUAUAUUAAUGCAUACAUAUAUACUAAUAUGUAUGUAUUAAUAUGUAUAUAUUUAUGUUAAUAUAUAUAUAUAAAUACUUAAAUCACAUCUUUUUCAAGAUUGUCUCAUAGGUGUGAAACAGAAAUUAAGAUUUCAUAAAUAAAUAAAUAUAUAAAUUCUGCCAAAUUUGCAAACUGAGAACAUUGCAAGGUUUUCUUUAUGUAAUUAUGACGGUGGUGGAUUUUAAUGCGCAAAAAAAGUAGCAAAACGUUUCAACAAAAUGUGCAUGUUAUUUUUGUACAAUAUCCCUUUUAAAGAAAGAUGGCAGAGCAUUACGCUUUAUUUGCGCUGAGGUACCUGAGAUCGUGGAUAACAUGCUUAGCUAUUGAAAUGGACUCUCGGCUGCUCUAUUUGAAGAUGGAACAAGACUCAGUUCAAUGUGUCCGAAGGUUCUUCUGGGGUUUGUUCAUUGAUCACUUGUAGGGCAAAAUGUUUGCUGAUAAUUGUCACUGAACUUGUGCUUCUCACCUUGAUUGUUUUUUUGUUUUUCCUCCCUUCCCCCCUUUCUCUUGUAUAUACCGUACAUGUAACACCUUCAGAUAGAUUUGCAGUCCAACCAAAUUUUUGGGACUGUUGAGAUUGGAGUGUUUUUUUUGUUUCCUUUUUCCAGCUUUCUAUGUAACAAAUUAAACUAAGGAAGCUAUCCUAAAGCUGUCCCCUUUUGCCAAGUUUAUUUCCGUGGAUGCAAGACAAUCUCAGACCAAAUCUCUGCUGGUUUGUUGACUAUACACUUGGUUUGAUAAAGGAUGUUUGCCCCCACCCACCUCCUCCCACCCCCACCUUCCAUAGGCCCUAGGUGCUAGACUUUAUCCAUCUCACUGAAAAGCUUCUGUGAAUUGUUAGAUGUGCAUCAAUUUGUCAUGAAGUCUUGUUCCAUGACAUUUCUGAGAAUGUUUUUCAACUCUAAAUGAUUUCGGUAGGCUUGAGGUAAUUAUUUUGGCUGUCUCUUAAUGUAAUUGAGAUCAAACCACAGAAUAUCUUUUUGAAUGUCUUCAAUUGUCUAACGGAGAUGGUUCCAAUGCUGUUUGGAAACACAAUGUUUAUUUUUUUCUCUGGUGAGCUUGUUUUUUUUCUUGCAUGUGGUAAAGCGACCCAAUGGCAAGACAUCACCUGGACCUGAAACGUGUUUUUGAGUAAUUCUAGUUUCCGCUGCCGACGAACUCAUCGCUGUUUAACCUUUUGAUUUGUUUGAGCAUCACGUCGAACAAUGCAGUGGACCACCAACUAACGUGUCCGGUCUUUUGCAAAUACUGAAGCACACGCCGCAUCCUUUCAGAUCUCCUGUUCAACUGAUUUGUGCUAAUUAUUUUAAAUUUUGAAGACACUAUGUAAUCCUUUUUUAAAGAGCGCACAUGUAAUAUAUUUGGUCUACGUUCUGGCAAAUUGACUAAAUCACAGUUGGUGUGUUGAAGGCGACGCCGCAGGAUCCACUCCAGACAUGGAGGUCGUCACAAUGCUUUUUAAAAUUAUUUUUGUUUCCCCACACGAAAACUUCUUGUCUCUUGUCUUUAAUUUUCUUCUAUCAGCUGAACACUAUCAACUGCUCUGUGCUAAUUCUGAGUUAUUCUCUUGUGUUUGCCUUCAACUUUCAUCCGGAUUUUCACACACUUCAUUCAAACAACACUUUUUACAUCUGAGAUGUUUUGCGUUCAUAUUUUCUAAUUGUAUUUUCAAAAAAAGCAAAAAAGCAAAAAUAGAACAUUAAUCUUUUCCUCAUCACCUGGGUACAGUGAUUGUGUAGUCUAUUGUACCUUUUGGGAAACAAUACUGUAUAUCCUUGCCUUUGACAGUCUUAACUAUUUUCCCCUCUGGACAACUUGACAGAUACCCUUAGAACACAAUGAGUAUGUUAAAAAAAUAUACAUAAAGUAAUAUUUUGCAAAAUGUAUCAUUCCAAUAAACUUUUACUUGUAAAGACUAA
Molecule: messenger RNA, 4771 nt
Organism: Gasterosteus aculeatus aculeatus (three-spined stickleback)
Lineage: Eukaryota; Metazoa; Chordata; Actinopteri; Perciformes; Gasterosteidae
Gene: prkacaa
Product: protein kinase, cAMP-dependent, catalytic, alpha, genome duplicate a
Biological process (GO): protein phosphorylation
Cellular component (GO): cAMP-dependent protein kinase complex; nucleus; cytosol
Molecular function (GO): protein kinase A regulatory subunit binding; cAMP-dependent protein kinase activity; ATP binding
Source: RefSeq, a predicted model, not a curated record